Paramecium octaurelia is the source of this 327-nucleotide messenger RNA. NCBI's taxonomy places the organism in Eukaryota, Ciliophora, Oligohymenophorea, Peniculida, Parameciidae. The record is from the annotation of a GenBank genome assembly.
AUGAAACAAACCGAACAAUGUAUUCUUCUGUUACGUCCCUAUAAGAAAGUGCCAACAGAUAAGAAAAAGUAAUUAGUUGAAUUAGUAUUUUAGAAAGACUGGAAAAUAAAAUAAGUUCUCAUUAUUUUUUAUUUUAGGCCUCUAUGCACCUUGGUAUUAAUUAUGCUACAGCAAAGAAUAUAAUUUUUAGAUUCAGAAGGACCAAUAUUCAAAAAAAACCAUAUAAACUUCCAGAAUCAAAGAGAUGCCAGUACAAAUUAAUUGGAUCAUCUAAAUCAAGGAUAAAGCUUGUAUGCAGCUAGGGAGGAGUACUAACCUGUGAUUUGA